Molecule: messenger RNA, 3459 nt
Organism: Saccharomyces kudriavzevii IFO 1802
Lineage: Eukaryota; Fungi; Ascomycota; Saccharomycetes; Saccharomycetales; Saccharomycetaceae
Gene: MRC1
Product: chromatin-modulating protein MRC1
Exons: 1
Coding region: 1-3459 (1152 amino acids)
Biological process (GO): activation of protein kinase activity; mitotic DNA replication checkpoint signaling; mitotic G2 DNA damage checkpoint signaling
Molecular function (GO): anaphase-promoting complex binding
Source: RefSeq, a predicted model, not a curated record
AUGUAUAUGUUUGAAAUUUUUUCUAUUCUUUUUUGGCGCAUCAUGAAAAACGCUAAUCUAAAACGCGUUUGCUCAAUAGUAGUAGACGCAUCUUCUAAAACAAAUUUAAAAACAAGCAAGAGAGUUAGCCAUCCCAUCCUGACCGGCAUCAUUAAAUUUUCAACGAUGGAUAACGUUUUGGAGGUUUUAUCGUCGUUGACUUCAAAAAAGAGAGUUACAACCUAUAAGAAAAUUGCCAGUCCCAUUCCAGAUGGGGACGAUGAUGUUGAUGGUGAUUUAUUAUCUAAUAACAUGGGCGCUCCACCAGCGUUGACUGGGAACGGGUUCCUGUUUGGCAAUGCUACCUUAAAUCGUGUUAAGAACAGACUAGAGGGCAUAGAUGUGCCCGAAGACGAUCGGCAGAUCAAAGACAAUGAGAACGAGGACGCUGUAUCGACUCAAUUGAUUGCCAAUCUCUAUGACGGUGGUGAAGAUUUAGAGGAAACUAAAAGUAUGGGGGAUAAUGCCAGUCUGAAGGAUGGUAUCGCCGCAUUCACACAAACCCAAAGAAUACCCGUCAGCAUUCAAUCAGAAAAUGUGGUUGACGUGCCUAUUCACUCCAUCAAUCAGGGAAAAUCUGCCCGAAUAAUCAGAGACGAUGGCUUUUUUAGCACAGCUGCACAAACCCAGAAAAUUAUCCCUGCAACGGCAAGAAUAAUACCAGUCGCCACACAACGUAUUCAUAGUCGCGACACAGCCUCACAGACUCAGCAAGUCCCGUUUACAAAACCCAUUGAACCGCAAACUCAAAUCAUUGGAACUACGGCGAAUGACUCAGACACCCAACCGCUAAGGAUUCCAGUAUUAACCGCUGAAGCAAGUCUUCUAUUCCAAACUACGCCAGACUGUGUUCCUACGAUUCGAAUGGAUCCACCAUCUCAAAUAGAGCAUGAUAAAUAUAAAACUCAGUUAGAUACUAUGACACAGACUGCGCAUGAUGAGGGUAAAACCCAAGUAGAUACCAUGCCACAGACUAUUCAUGAUGAUGUGUCGCACACUUUGAAGAUUCGUGAAUUGCAGAGCGAAUUGGCCCUAGAAGAUUCUAAAAGGGAAAAAGCUCGGAACGUCGAGUACAAGAAAUCACGAAGAAACAUACCAACGAUGAUAAAUUUUUCGAAAGAGUCCUUCCUUGCCGAUUUUGACAACUCAUCCUCGGAUGAGGGUACUGAUGUGCAAUUGGAAAAAUCGCAACUAAAACAACAGCAAGAUGACAAUGAAGUGCACGAAAACAAACCAUCCGAACCGAAUUCAGUUAAAAAUUCGAGAGAAAGCUACAAAAAUGUACCACUACUAAGUUCUUAUGCUAAUAACUUGAAACGGGAAAUCGACUCAUCAAAAUGUAUCAUUUUGGAUCUCGAUAGUGACAGUGACGAUGACGGGGAUGAUUAUAUGGGUGGUAAUAUGUCAAUUAAAGAUGAAAGUGCUUUACCAAUUUCUCGGUUGUCAAAGGCAGCAAUAUUGAAUUUGAAGGCAAGACUAUCAAAACAAAGUCAAAAUUUAACUCAAAUGCCUAAUAAAAAUAAGGGUGCUAAGGUAGAUCAUAAUAAAUUGUUCAAUAUAUUAAGAAAGGCUAGUAGGAAACAAAUUCUGGAUCAUCAAAGGGAAGUUAUUGAAACAAAAGGCUUUAAGUUGGAAGAUAUGGCCAAGGAAAAGGAAAUUGUGGAGAACUUGCUAGAACAAGAAAUCCUUAGAAAUAGAAGAAUUAGACAAAAGGAGAAGGAAAAGGAAAAACUGGAAAACAAGGAUUCCGGUAGUGAUUCAGGAUCAGAGUCUUCCAAAUUUGAAAUGAGUGACAAUGAAAUAGCUAAUUACGAACUAUCUAGUAGUGAAAGUGAAAAAAAUAAGAAUUCUGAUGAUGAGCAAGAGGAAGAAGAAGAGGAAGAGGAAGAUAUUGUCCUGAAUAAAAAGAAAUCUUACCACGUAAAACACGUCAUAAACGAAUCAGACUCUGAAAUUGAAACUGAACAAAAAAUGAAAGUCAGCAAAAAAUUCGAUGCCACGCCGAAAAGAAACGCCAUUGAUUUGGGUCACUAUGGUGAUAACAUUGACGAGGAGGCUAGUAACUCAUUCGAAGAAGCUACCACUUUAAAUACGCAAAAAAUUGACAAUAUUAUCAUUAAAACACAUACAAUAGAAAAUAGAGAGGAAGAAGAAGUGGAAAAUGAUAGCAUCGACGAGGAAGUUAGUGAAGCAAUUCGUCGUGAAUUAAUUGAUAAGAAAAAGUCACAACUGAGACAAAAAGAAAAAAAGCAUGUUGCUGAAUUGAAAGAGUUUAAGAGCAAAGGUAUUACAAACUUUUUUGAAAUGGAAGCCGAAGAAUCUGAGGACGAAUGGCAUGGUGUCGGUGGUGCAGAUGGUGAAGGGUCUGAAGAAUAUGAUUCUGAAGUAGAAAAAAUGAUUGAUGAUUAUUCCAAGAACAGCUUCAAUUCACAUGAAAUUAGAGAAAUGCUGGCUGCAGAAAAUAAGGAAAUGGAUGUAAAAAUGAUAAAUAGAAUCCUUUACGACAUCAAGAAUGGGGGGUUCCGUAACAAAAGGGCGAAAAACAGCUUAGAGCUCGAGCUAAGUGAUGAUGAAGACGACGUGUUACAACAAUACCGUCUCAAAAGAAGAGAAUUGAUGAGAAAAAGAAGGUUAGAAAUUGGUGACGAUACUAAACUGGUUAAGAACCCUAAAUCCAAGGCCUUUUUUGAAAGUAUGGUCGAAGAUAUUAUGGAAUUUAAAAAUCCAUUUAAGGCAGAAGAAGAAUCUCAUCAAGAUCUCACAAGCACUGCCACAGAUUUAGAUACCCAAGACAAUGACAGCAUACAAAUUGGUGAUAGUACGAGAAAUAAUGAACACAGACGUGUGGAUGACAGGAGUAAGAAAACCAUCAUAUCAGAGGACUUUGUGCAGAAAAGUCUCUCCUUUUUGAGAAGUAAUAAUUACGACGAAUUUGAAAUGGAUAAGGAAAGAGCAAGGAUACAACAUGACAUUGGUGAUGAAGGAGUUGAAGAUUUAUUUACUCUAAAACAACAUAGCUCCAUUAAAUCAUUCACGAACUCACCGACUGAUUCGUUGAGUUCGAAGAGAGUAAAUUCAAUGAUUGACUUAGAACAACCCACAGAAGACAACAAUGAAGUGGAAAAUGAGGAUCCAUCAUUAAUUGGUGGAUUCAAACAUCCGUCAAUAAUCAAAUCGUUUGCAUCCAGGACUGAUAUCAAUGAUAAGUUUAAAGAAGGUAACAAGACAGUCAAAAUUUCGAAGACUUACAAGACAGUAGGAAGUUCAAAGGCUUCUAUUACAUAUAUGGGUAAAACAAGAAAAUUAAUGGCACCCAAAAAGAAAGCUGAUAGGGAUCACCAUCAUAAUCAUCAUAGUAAAGCCUGGAAGACACAAAAAAGUAAACUUUUUGAAAGCGGACAAGAUAGUUUUGACAGUUAG